AAAAAAAAAAAAAAAAAAAAAAAAAGAGACCCGAGUCUGCCGUGCUCACAUCCCUCCCAUCCAUCUGCAACUAAGCAGCCUACAAGUCCAUCCUAUAUUUGGCAGCGAUGGGAGCGCAGCCUUCAAAACGCACCAGAGUCUCUUCUCGGCCAACAGCACACAGGGAAGUAACUUCGCCCGACGGUGCAGGCACGCACCAGAUCCACAAGGAUCUCCAUGACCUCUCGCUGUCGUCGCAGCCGGACGCAUCAUCCAAUUCCGAGCGGAGCUCUGGUCAGUGGACAGAACAAAACGAUUCCCAAAUCACCGGCGAGACCCCAGCGGGGGCCACUUCAGAGUCGGUCGCCAGCUCCAAAAGCAAUCUCUCUUCUUUCUUGAACUCAAUAAUCGGCAACAAUUCUGAUGGCAGCACUAAAUCUGAGCGGAAGGACGAUAAGGGCCAGAAACUAAGCGAUCUUCAGGAGCAAAAACAGCAAAAGAAAAUCAACAAACGGAACCAAAAGAUGCAACAACAGGCAGCAAAGCAAUCCCGAAAGCAGCAACAGUCGCCAGGACCGUACCAACAUCAAUCCGCUUCGUCAACAUGGUCUACUCUCGCCACGACUUUGUCGUCUUCUUCAAAAGCCCUCUCGUCCAGGACACGAAGCGCCAGCGGAGUGCUUUCAGCCAUGAGCGUCCCCUCACCCACCCCAGGCAAUGCAGUGUCCUCUACAUCUCCAGGUCCACAAGGAGGUGGAGACACAGACCAAUCCAGGCGGCUUGCUUGGUCCACAGCGGCCAAUGCGUCGCAGCAGGAAACGAAGCCCUCAAAACUAAGCUUCAUCCGUGGCAAACCUGGCUUCGCGUGGUUGGAGAAGCGGCUGCCUCCAGCAUCGUCUGGCCUGGACGAAGCGUCGUUGAGCAAUAUCUACUGGAGCUACCAACAGGGUCAGCUCUUAGAUGAGAUGGAGACCGAGGCGGCUAAGGGCUACAUGGACAGGGUAACCGACCAGCAUUACUUGAUGAAAGAUGUCAUGGGCGGCAACUAUCAUGCGCCGAUUGAUCUAACUUUUAAGCGCGUUCUGGAGAACGGAUGCGGUGCCGGAGAUUGGACCAUUGACAUGGCGAGCGAGAUGCCUGAGACCGACUUUGUGGGCUGUCCGCAGAUCAUUGCCACUGUCCGGCCCACCCUCCGACCACGCAACUGCUACUUCCAUUCCGAGGUACCUCUCAAUUGUCUACCUUUUCCCGACGAACACUUUGAUCUUGUGUAUCAGCGUCGGCAAAACGUAGUUCUCCUGGCGACAGAGUGGCAGCGAGCCGUUUCGGAACUCUUUCGGGUCCUCAAGCCGGGUGGAUGGGUGCAGAUUUUAGAGCCCGACCUGUCUCUCCGCGGUGGUGGGGACCUUUGCCGGAUGGCUGGCGAAUACUGCGUCAGAAUGUUCGAGCUUACAGGACGCAAUCCGAACGUGAUCCAUGAGCUGCAGUCACUGCUGGAGAGCGCUGGAUUUGCCAAUGUAACGGUCAAGAUAUGGUCGAUUCCGCUUGGCUGGGGAGGUGUGAUUGGACAGGCCAUGCUGGUUAACCAACGUCAGUUUGUGAACGAGAUGGAGCCGAUCUAUGUGCGUCAGGGCCAUGGCACCUCAGAGGAGUAUCGUGGUUUGACCAAAGGAAUCUUUGACGAGGCCGUGGAGAGGAAAGCCUAUAUCAACUAUCAUGUGGCUGUAGCGCAAAAGCCAAUGUCGAUUCCGGAAACGGGUGCCACAGAAUCGCCCAAUAUCCACUGCUCGACGUAG
Gamsiella multidivaricata is the source of this 1775-nucleotide messenger RNA. RefSeq names its product S-adenosyl-L-methionine-dependent methyltransferase. Lineage: Eukaryota; Fungi; Mortierellomycota; Mortierellomycetes; Mortierellales; Mortierellaceae. The record is from RefSeq and is a predicted model, not a curated record. The transcript is spliced from 5 exons. Gene Ontology annotation, molecular function: methyltransferase activity. The coding region runs from base 108 to 1775 and encodes 555 amino acids.